Molecule: messenger RNA, 1266 nt
Organism: Lolium perenne
Lineage: Eukaryota; Viridiplantae; Streptophyta; Magnoliopsida; Poales; Poaceae
Source: RefSeq, a predicted model, not a curated record
AUGGCGGAGAGCGUCCAAGAUCAGGGCCAGCGCGCUGGCGCGGAUGUGAUGGCGGCGGAGGACGGCGAGGCAGCGCAAGCCGUGGUCUACACGAGGAGCAAGAAGCCUGAAACCGAGCUCUGCGGCGUGCGACGGAAAUACCGCGGCGAGCGCGUUGCCUCGAAAGAGCAGUGCGCCGGCACCGUUAGUGCCGAUGAGGAGGCUACCGGCAAGGUGGACGGCGCGCGGAGGGCGGUAAAGAAGAAGAACAUGGCGGCGCUAAAGAAGAAGGGCGUGCGUGCCGGCAACUUCAGCACCGCCGAGGAGGCCGCCGGGAAGCUGGGCGGCGUGAAGAGGGCAGUAAGGAAGAAGAUGGCGGCGAGGCGGCCGGAAGCGCGGACCGAGUUCCGCGGCGUGUCCCGGCGGGGAAUAAACGGCAAGUACGGGGCGCAGAUCACACACUCGAAAGGGAUUGUGCAGUGGCUCGGCACCUUCGACACCCCCGAGGAGGCCGCCAGAGCGUACGAUGCCGCCGCCGUCGAGCUGCACGGUUCGAGGGCGGUAACCAACUUCCAGCCAAUGGGCGAGUCGUCCGGCCAAGCGACGGGGAGCGUGAUGAAGGUGAGGAAGCCGGCGGCGCCUAGGCCGGACGCCUGGACCGAGUUCCGUGGCGUGUCCCGGUCACUGAACAACACGUACGGGGCGCGGAUAUGGGACUCCAAGGGCAAGUGUUCGCUGAUGCUGGGAACCUUCGGCACCGCCGUGGAGGCCGCCAGGGCAUAUGACGCGGCGGCCGUCGAGCUGCACGGCGCGAGCGCGGUAACCAACUUCAUGGCAAGCGACGAGCGGUCCGGCCAAGCGGCCGGGAAGGUCAAGAAGCCGGCGGCGGGGAGCGUGAAGAUGAAGGUGGAGAAGCCGGCGGCGGCUAGGCCCGACGCCAUGACGGAGUUCCGCGGCGUGAGCAGGCAACCGAGCGGCAAGUACAGAGCGCGGAUUCGGGACCAGAAGAUGAAAUGUGCGGUGUCGCUGGGAACCUUCGGCACCGCCGUGGAGGCCGCCAGGGCAUAUGACGCGGCGGCCGUCAAACUGCACGGCGCGGCGGCCAGAACAAACUUCGAGCAACAGCCCGUGGACCUCCUCGACGACUUCGCGGAGCUGCCGGCACUCGAGUUCUCGGAGAGCCUCAUCCCCGGCCCGCAGAUGGGCGAUCUCCGGACCGAGUUGCCGCCGGCCGAGUGGGAGCUGGUGCUCGAGUUCCUCAAGGAUUUCACCGAUGUGGUGGCUUAA